UCAGUGGUGGCGGGUCAGUCGGUUACCAGUUGCCGUGUCGGUUAGAAAACGCCAAGCACAACUCCGUCGCGCCUAAAAUUUUUGCAAAACGCACAUUUCCUUUUUUCUGCCAUUGUUUUUUUUUUUGUGGCGGGGGUGUUGUGUAGUGUUUUUUGACGUGUCAUUUUUGACGAUAUUUAUUUUUAUUCUUGUUCCCGUUUACAUCGGGAAAGAAUAUUAGUAUAUUUUCCAGUGGAUGAUUCGACCACCAAACAUCGCCCAUGUGCGUCCAGUGAAGUGAGAACAGAAACGUGUGUGAGUGUGUGGUUGGAAUCGACUUUGAGUUGGUGUUUUCACCUGGAAACGGAGACACUUUUUUUAGUUGGCGAAAAGAAGAGUUUAAUCAAUUACAAAUUAAAAAUGGAUAUGACCUGGCAGCAAAGACAAUUUGUCCUCGUUUUGCUGGCGGUGGCGCUGAUUGUCGGUGUGACGACGGCCGUGGACGUCCGGGUCGGCGAGGACGUGACGCUCGAGUGCCGUUUCAACCCGGCGCUGAUGGACAAACGUCACACCUUCUACUGGAUCCGCGCCAACAUCAAAGAGAAGGACAACGUCGCCAUUGGUGAAUCGCCACUCGAGAAGAACUACCGAAUCAGUUUCAAGCCGGCCGAGGGCCAGUACGACUUGCUGGUGUCUGGUGCCACUUACGACCGCGACAAUGGCCGUUUUGAAUGCCGCCUCAAGGAACAAGGGACGGGCAUUGAAUUGCACAGCCAAUCGGUGGAUCUGGUCGUUUUGGUCCCACCGUCCGCUCCCCAAAUCAACCCCGUCAGUCCCGUAGCCGUCGAAGGACAACCCACUGAAUUGGUUUGUUCCAGCGCUGGAGGCAGUCCCGAUCCCGUUUUAAGAUGGUACCGGAAGGGAGAAGCGAAUCCGUUGGAAGGUGCGAUAACAAAACCGGGCGGAAGUCGAAGUGUGGCGACGCUAUCGACGCUGAUGGUCCGACCGCAAAAGGAAGACGAUGGCUCUGAAUACCGCUGUGUGGCCUGGAACCGCGCCAUGGACACCAACGACAAGAAAGAAGCCAACGUCGCACUCACCGUCAAUUAUGCUCCGAGAGUGCGUGUCAGUCCUAGCCCUUUGAGCGUCGAACGUGGCGGAUCUGUUCAGAUUCAAUGCCAAGUCGAUGCCAAACCGGCCGUCUACAGCGUCCGUUGGACUCGAUCGGGCCGUUUCAUCGCAACGAGUUUCAAUCACACGUUGCGAUCCGUCAGCCUCGAUGAUGACGGCGUCUACGUUUGUUCGGCCGAUAACGGACUGGGGCAAGUCGGAGAAGCUGAACUGCAAUUGGACGUCCUCCAUCCGCCCGUCGUGACCGUCAGCGAAGCUCGAAAGGAAGUGGACAUUGGGGCCAGCCUUUCCGUCCCUUGCAAUGUCUCGGCCAAACCGGCGCCGACCUCCAUCGAAUGGAUCAAAGAGGACGAUGUUCAAUUCAGAUCUAAUGGUCCAGUUUUGAGACUCAAUAGAAUCUCUGCCAAUGACAACGGCCGUUACGUUUGCCGGGCGACUAAUACGAUCGCAUCGGCCGAACGAUCUGGCAAUGCCACGUUUCAAUUGCUGGUCAAACACGAGCCCGGAACGGCCCGCAUUUCGCCCGAAGAGCCAAUCGCUGUCGAUGAAGCCUCGAUCACGUUGACCUGUGUGGCUGAUCCGCCCGGCUGGCCGGUGCCUCAAUAUCGCUGGUGGAAGGCCGGAGCCGAGGGCACGAUCUUGGGCACUUCAUCGGAACUGACGAUCCCCGUCGCCCGCCAGAACAGCGAAGGCACCUACUUCUGCCAGCCCAACAACGACCUGGGCACUGGCAGUUCCAGCUACGUCAACUUGCGCGUCUUCCAGCCGCCGCGUUUCAUCGGCCAGCUACCGCCCGUCCUGCAGAAGAAAGCGCAAGACGCUGAUUUUAAUAUGACGUGCUCUGCCCAGGGCAAACCGAAGCCAUCCAUCACGUGGCUCAAGGACGGAGUCGAGAUGUUGCCCGGCAGCAGUUCGGGCGCGUACGAAUUAGUGACGGACGAGUCUGAAGGUCGAAACGCCAUCUUUACCGUUCGUUCAACACUUCGUUUUCACGGCUCUGAACGACCGGCUUUGUCUCAAUUAACUGCCGAUGAUCGAGGUGUUUAUACUUGCGCUUUUGAAAAUCAAAUCCGACGCAUCGAGUCCACCUUGACGUUGAAGAUCGAACACGCGCCCAUUUUGCUGGAUCACCGGCCCAAAGUGGCCUCUAAUGUCGGAUCGUCCAGCGUCCAGUUGCUGUGCCAAGUCCAGGCUUAUCCGCGACCCAAUUUCGAGUGGUCCCUGCGCGACGUGCCCAUCAUCGGCGGCGACAGCAAAUACGAAAUGAACGUGACGUCGAUCACGACCAACGGCAACGACAUCUACCAGGGCAUUUUGCGCAUCAACGACGUCAAGGAAUCCGAUUACGGCGACUACGCUUGCAAAAUGUGGAACGCCGAAGGGGAAAACGCGGCCGCCGUCCGUCUGCAAGCGACGAGCGCUCCGGAGAAACCGACGAAUCUGCGCGUUGUCCAGUCUGGCUACGACUCACUGACCCUCGAGUGGGACGAAGGAUUCAACGGCGGAUUCGAAAAUACCAUUUACACUGUCCUCUAUCGGGCCGUUUCUUCGAGCAGCGAUGCUGGCCAGCAACAAGAAGACGAUUGUCAGUAUGCAAAUCCGUGUGUUAUUCGAGGCCUGGAACAGUUGCAAUCGUACACGUUCCAAGUGCGGGCGGAGAACACGAAAGGAAAGAGCGCAGUGAGCAACGCCUUAACAGCGUCUACCGUCGUCGAUCUGUCCCGCAUUCCCGAGCCGAAACAAGUGACGUUCGAGCCCAAAACGAAGACGAUCUCGUUCAAUGUCGACUCGCAAUUGCCUUUGAUGGCCAUGGUGGAGAGCCGCAUCGAAGGCGAUUGGGCCCUUUCGCAAAAGAUUUCCGUCCGAUCGCCCGUCAGCCGCGAAGUGCUGGACUUGGUGAAAGACGACGUCGAUGACGUGCGCAUUAAAUUGUGUCUCGAGAUGAACACGACGCUGUGCAGCGAGGCCGUGGUGGCCGUGACGGGUGACCUCAUUCAAGAGCCGACCAAAGCGCUGACUGAAUUGCCGGCCAAGUACAUGGUGGCCAUCAUCGUGGCUUGCGUCGUUGGAUCGCUCGUCUUUGUCUUGUUCGCCAUCUUUUAUUGCUAUCGUCGCAGACGGGCGCAAAAAUUAAAGAAGCUGCUGGAAAUGGAAAAGGCCCAUUCGGCCCGUCCCACCAUCGGCCAACAGCAACAACAACAGCAACAACCUCCUCCGCCUUAUUACGCUGGCCUGGAGAAUAAAGGACGCGAUCAGAGUUUGAUGAAUACGAGUCACGGCAGUAUGCUGGACGAUGCGGCCAGCAAGAACGCCCUGUACGCUACCCAAAAUGGUUAUGGAUACGCUGUGGCCAGCGCUCAGAAUAACGGACAUGCUAACGGCGAUUGGGUCAAUAUGGCGUACACGGAACACAGUUAUUCUAAUUCGAAUAAUGGCGGCUCGGUCAAUUCUCAAGACUCUUUGUGGCAAUUGAAAUUGGCUAGCCAAAAUGGCGGCGUUGGUGGAGUGAACGGAGGCGAUCACCAAUUGGGCAAUGGAACGCUGCCGGACAGGUCGUACCAUUACGACCCAAUGACUCACGGCGGAUACGGCGGAUUUGAAGAUUACAGUCACUACCCGCCCAGCACCGGCGAUGAUUACAUGCAGCGCAAUAAUUACGGCGUCGUGACGGCCAAUGGAGAUCCUUACGCCGCCGUCCAUAAAAAUGGAAAACGCAUGGAACAUCUCGAAUCAACAUAUCACAACGUAAGUGGCUUGCCAGAUCCCUACAUGGAGGCCGAGCCGGAGGAGGUGAAACAGCACCAACAACAGCAACAACAACAACAACAGCAAAUGGCGCCCCCUCAGCACCAUCUCUCGUUUGAUGAGUCGCUCGAGAGUGGCUACUCGACGCCCAAUUCGCGGAAUCGCAGAGUCAUCCGCGAGAUCAUCGUCUAGA
Messenger RNA from Daphnia carinata, 4048 nucleotides. RefSeq names its product hemicentin-2-like. The transcript is spliced from 7 exons. Gene Ontology annotation, biological process: cell-cell adhesion. Bases 400 to 4047 code for a protein of 1215 amino acids. Lineage: Eukaryota; Metazoa; Arthropoda; Branchiopoda; Diplostraca; Daphniidae. The record is from RefSeq and is a predicted model, not a curated record. Gene Ontology annotation, molecular function: cell adhesion molecule binding. Gene Ontology annotation, cellular component: cell-cell junction.